Aricia agestis (brown argus) is the source of this 1191-nucleotide messenger RNA. Its product is annotated as max dimerization protein 1-like. The coding region runs from base 142 to 807 and encodes 221 amino acids. Gene Ontology annotation, molecular function: RNA polymerase II cis-regulatory region sequence-specific DNA binding; DNA-binding transcription factor activity, RNA polymerase II-specific; protein dimerization activity. Gene Ontology annotation, biological process: regulation of transcription by RNA polymerase II. Lineage: Eukaryota; Metazoa; Arthropoda; Insecta; Lepidoptera; Lycaenidae. The record is from RefSeq and is a predicted model, not a curated record. The transcript is spliced from 7 exons.
CGCGCCCGUCAGUGUGUUUUCGACAUCGGCUCGCACGGACGUGGCCCGCCGCGCUGUCAAACUACUUUUAUUUAUAGUUUUUAAUCGAAUAAAGUCGCGUGACGCUCGUGAAUACCGUGUGCGGAACCGGGAUUAAUAAAUAUGAGUAUUGCUGCCCUGCUCAAAGCCGCUGAAUUCAUCGAGAGGCAGGAAAGAGUUUUGUUUGUUCCAGAGUCGGAACACGGGUACGCGUCGAGUCUGCCGGCGUGCGAGGAGUCUCGGUGCGGGGGCAGACGGCCGAAGACGAAGAAGUCGCAGGGGAGCAGGACCACUCAUAACGAGUUGGAAAAGAACAGACGAGCACACCUCCGGAGCUGUCUGGAGAAGCUGAAGGACAUGGUCCCCCUGGGUCCGGAGGCCUCGCGCCACACCACCCUCGGCCUUCUUACCAAAGCCAAACGGUUUAUAAAGAGUUUAGAAGAGCGGGAAAAGCGGCACUCCAGCCACAAGGAGCAGCUGGCGCGCGAACAGCGGUACCUGAGGCGGCGGCUGGCGCAGCUGCGGGCCUGCCACGACGCGGCCGAGCUCAGGCCGGUGGCGUCGCACAGCGCGAGAGCGGACUCCCUCAGCUCGCUGGAGUCCAGCAGCGGGGUCAGCACGGCGGACCGGUCGCCGUCCAGCGUGUCAGAGAGUGAUGAGGUGGACGUGAUCGGCUAUACGUCGAACCAGAGCGACAGCGAGUCGCUGGUGUCCGGACACAGCGGCGACAGCGGCGUGGUCGCGCGGAGCGGCCGAGCGCCACGCGGGACACGGUACACCAGAGUCUAGGUGGCGCGUGCGCGGCGCGGGAGUGGCGCGGGAAUCGCCGCGCCGCCAUCUUAUAAAACGUAGGACAUUUUGUUGGUACGUGUACUGAGGCGAAUGUUGUGACUGAGUGGGGCGAAGUCCCUAGUGGCCCGCCGGAGUCAGCGCCCGCGCCGCACACAAACCGAGUACAAAAUUGCCAAAAAAGUGUAUAAUGGAAGUCUAUUUUUUUCUUUCGCUCGCUUCUUCUCAUCACAAGGGGCUCAAAUAGACGCAUAAAUGGAAUAAAAUAUUUAUUAUUUAUUUAUUGUGACGUUGGCUUUUAGAUUGUAUAUGUCACCGUUUUAAAAUUGUGCCCGUAGAUGUCGCUAGUGGAAAUACCAUAGACAUAGAUAAUGGACCGAACUU